Fraxinus pennsylvanica is the source of this 699-nucleotide messenger RNA. Lineage: Eukaryota; Viridiplantae; Streptophyta; Magnoliopsida; Lamiales; Oleaceae. The record is from the annotation of a GenBank genome assembly.
AUGAAGCCUGCAUGGCUAAAAGGGCUGAUGGAGGAGAAAUUCUUCGAGCAGUGCGGGAUUCACCAGAAUCGCAGGAAGAACGAAAAGAACAUUUUCUGCUUGAAUUGUUGCCGAAGCUUUUGCCCUCACUGCCUCCCUUCUCAUUCUCCCUCUCAUCCUUUACUCCAGGUUAGGAAGUACGUUUAUCACGAUGUUAUUAGAUUGGACGAUCUUGAAAAGCUCAUCGACUGUUGUCAUAUUCAGCCCUACACGAUAAAUAGUGCAAAAGUUAUAUUCUUGAAUCAGAGAGCUCAAUCUAGAUCUUGCAAGGGUUCUGGCAAUACUUGUUUCACAUGUGACAGAAUUCUUCAAGAGCCAUUUAACUUCUGUUCUCUCUCAUGCAAGGUGGAUCACAUGACUUGUCACGGGGAAGAUUUGUCAAGCAUACUGUUUAGGUUUGAUGAAUCUGAUUUCACUCUCGAGGGGCUUCACAUUGAUGCCUUAGAAGACGCUCAAAUGACUCCCGACUCCUUCUUAGAGGACCCAAUAUUGGAAGAAUAUAGUGGGUCGUCGCACUCUAGUUAUGACAUAGGCAAUUCUGCAACCUUCAAGGAAAAAGACGCUGCGAAAAGGAAGGGAAAAGGCGGGUUCCUUCCUGGUAUUAUGCUCUCCUUGAGCAACCGGAGAAAGAGAGCUCCUCAUAGAUCUCCUCUCUCUUGA